Messenger RNA from Dentiscutata heterogama, 265 nucleotides. NCBI's taxonomy places the organism in Eukaryota, Fungi, Glomeromycota, Glomeromycetes, Diversisporales, Gigasporaceae. The record is from the annotation of a GenBank genome assembly.
GGAUCUUACUCAGAAUCAACAUUUUAAUACACUUCGAUCUAUUACAGAAUACUGUCCUCCUGGUGCUCCUGCCCCUCCUGGUACUCCUGCCCCUUCUAGUGCUCCUCCCAGUGUCCCGGCUGCUUCUGGUGCCCCUGCCGCUCCUGGAGCUCCGGCCGCGACCUCUCAACCCAUCCCUCAUCCAGCUUCUUCAUCCGCAGCUCCUCCUAAUACCACUCCCGCCCAACCAACUUCUUCUCCAGAACAAUCAUCUUCAUCUAAUGUU